CGAGUCCUUCCACAUCCCACCAUGCCUCCACGAUUAAGCGUCGUCUCAUUUGCGAGAUCGCUUCCCUUGCGGCCCAGGGCGCAGUCGCAAUGGAUAGCGCAACCCUUCGUGCGCGCUGCGCCGACACCGAUCCGCCCAUUUUCCACCUCCAAAGAUUCGACGGACGCGCUGCCACACAUAAGUGAAGAGGCUGCGAGGACGGCGAAAAUCAAGGGAGAGCAGGAACCCGAUCUGGAACAGGGUACACCCGUGGAGGAGGUGGUCAAGCACGACAAGGCACUGCAGGACAAGCUCCCGAAAGUCAUGCAAGACGCGCUCAAGGCGAAGUCGUCGAAUUCGACGCCACCAGGGUCACGAUCCUACUCCACUACGACAGUGUCUAGGACGGGGGGCGACUUGGGCAUUGUGGAUUUCUCCCCGCCGCCCACGGCCACAGAUGUCCCCGGCACGAAGUUUGGGCUGCCGUCACUGCCACUUCCCCAAGGAUCGCACGUAAAGCAUCGCUAUGACCCUGUCGUGGACCAGGUGACGAACCUGCUCAUGCGACAUGGCGAAAAGAGCGUUGCUCAGCGGAACAUGGCUCUGAUCCUCCAACACCUCCGAACCUCUCCCAUACCAACCAUCAAUCCCAGCCGUCCCCUUCUCCCCGGAGCUCCUCCGCCAUCCCACCUGCCUCUCAAUCCCGUCCUCUACCUCACUCUGGCGAUUGACUCGGUCGCGCCCCUCCUCCGGAUCCGAAACAUGAAGGGAGCAGCGGGUGGUGGCAUGGCGUUGCCGAUUCCAGUUCCGCUUGGGAAGAGGCAGCGGCGGCGUACAGCAGUGCAAUGGAUCCUCACGGCGGCGUCGAGGAGAAGGAACAAGGGAAGCGGAAAGGGGCUCUUCGCGCACAAGGUUGCCGAGGAGCUGAUCAGCGUGGUCGAGGGCAGGAGCGCAGUGUGGGAGAGGAGGAACGCAAUUCACAAGCAGGCCGUGGCUGCUCGAGCCAACGUCGUCAUACCCAGGAAGCGGUAGAGAGGAGCAUAUUUGGUGGGAAAAGGAAUGGCACUUGUACAUUACUGUGUAUAUGGCAUUUUGGACAUGAGAUUUGGCAUACUUCGUGUUUUGGGCACCAGUAUGCGAAUCGACUAUUGGCGGUGCUGGAGCAGUGGUUUAUUUAGACAGUGCGGCUCUACUAUCCAAGUAGACUGUCAUGUGACAGGGGCAAGCGCUCCAGCUUGUGGUCCCUGAGGCUGAACAUUGAAGAUCACAUCACGUC
This is a messenger RNA of Westerdykella ornata, 1255 nucleotides long. Its product is annotated as 30S ribosomal protein-like protein S7. The transcript is spliced from 3 exons. Gene Ontology annotation, molecular function: rRNA binding; mRNA binding; structural constituent of ribosome. Lineage: Eukaryota; Fungi; Ascomycota; Dothideomycetes; Pleosporales; Sporormiaceae. Gene Ontology annotation, biological process: translation; ribosomal small subunit assembly. The record is from RefSeq and is a predicted model, not a curated record. The coding region runs from base 22 to 1011 and encodes 329 amino acids. Gene Ontology annotation, cellular component: ribosome.